AUGACAUCCGCACUCACGUGCGCGACAGCAUCGCGCCCCGUGACCCGCGCCGGUCCGCGGCCUCGAUCCACCCGGGCUGACGCGCGCCACCCUCGGGUCGUCAACGCGCGAGCCCGAUCGACGUCGGCACCCGGCGACGCCAUCGGCCGAGACGUCGUACCCGAGCCCGCCUCGUCCGAGACGAUCGAGGGAAUCGUCGUGGACGACGACCGCGACGGAUCCCCCGUUCGUAUCUCCGGGAACGUCCGAGCGUCGCGCCGCGGCGUGCUCGGCGGCUUGGGCGGCGUGGGAGCCGCGCUGGGUCUCACCUCGUCCACGUCGGCGAUCGUGGGUCCCGGCGCGGCCGAGGCUGCCGCCGCGCCCGCGUCGUCCCCCGCGCCCAUCGCGGAGAUCGCCGCCGCGUCCUCGCGCGCGACGUCCGCAUCGCCCGCGUCGUCCAUCGUCGGAUACGCCAACCUGCACGACCCGCGCGUGUUCAACGGCCUCGCCACCCCAGACCGAACCAAUCGAUCCCUCGACGGUCUCAUCCCCGCGGGCGAAGCCCCGCCCGACGUGGAGGUGGCGAGAGCCGCGGCGGCGCUCGAGGCGUGCGACACCCCGAUGCAAAAGUACCGCCAGCUGGUGUCCUUACAAAACACGGACGAGACCACGUUCUACGCCCUGUUGGAGCUCAAGACGGCGGAGUUGCUGCCGGUGCUGUACACGCCGACGGUGGGCGACGCGUGCCUGCAGUUCGGCACGCUGACGCAGAGACCGCCGGGCCUUUACGUCUCCCUCGAAAACAUCGGCAACGUCCGCGCCCUGGUGGACAACUGGCCCGCGAACGACGUCAGGAUCGCGGUCCUCACCGACGGCGAGCGCAUCCUCGGCCUCGGGGACCAAGGCGUCAACGGCAUGGGCAUCAGCGCCGGGAAGAGCAUGGUGUACGCGGCGUGCGGCAUCAAACCCGGGUGGCUGCUGCCCGUGCAGGUGGACAACGGGACAAACAACACGAAACUGCUGGCGGACCCUCUGUACGUGGGCACGCGACGUGAACGCGUGCGCGGAGAGGCGUACGACAGGUUGCUGGACGAGACUGUUCAGGCGAUCCAGGGGAGGUACGGCGCGAGGACGGUGAUCCACUGGGAGGACUUUGCGCCGAGAAACGCGUUCCGAAACCUGCAGCGAUUCCGAACUAAGGGCGCCAUCACGUACAACGACGACAUACAGGGCACCGCCGCGGUGACCGUGGCGGGGAUACUCGCCAGCCUGAGGGUGACGAAGCGCGCGCUGCGCGAGCAGAGGGUGCUGUUCUUCGGCGCCGGUCAGGCUAACAUCGGAGCCGCCGAGCUGCUGGUCCGGGCGCUGACGGAGGAGGGCGUCGACGAGUCGCUCGCGAGGUCCAACGUGUUCCUCUUCGACAGCAAAGGUUUAGUGGUGGACGGGCGACCGGCGGAGUAUACGAUAUCGGACGAUAAGGCCCCGUUCGCGGCUAAGGUUGGGACACCGUUCACGUCCAGCCUGGAGGAGGCGGUCAAAUCGGUGAGGCCCACCGCGCUCGUGGGCGCCGCCGCGCAGCCGCAGGUUUUCACCAAGAGGGUGAUUGAGUCGAUGUGCGCGUUCAACCCCCGGCCGGUGAUCUUCGCGCUGUCCAACCCGACGUCAAAGGCGGAGUGCACGGCGACGCAGGCGUACGAGUGGUCCAAGGGCAAGGCGGUGUUCGCGAGCGGAACGCUCUUCGCGCCGGUGAACUACAAGGGCGUUCGAUUCGCGCCCGGGUUUGCCAACAACGCGUUCAUCUUCCCGGGCGUCGCCCUGGGUUCGCUGGCUUCCGGGGCGUCGUCGGUGACGGACGCCAUGUUCCUCGCGGCGGCCAGGUCGCUGGCGUCGCAGGUUAGCGAGGAGAACCUGGCGGUCGGCGCGGUGUAUCCCCCGACGUCGACCAUUCGGGAAGCCGCGGUGGUCGUGGGCGCCGCCGUCGCCGCCGCGGCGGACGAGGGGGGCGUGGCGGCUCCCGGCGCGUGCAGGGGAGGGGCGAUACCCGGGCGCGACGGUGGGCGUUCGGUGGUGGUACCUUCGCUGGACGCGCUGACCGGUGGUGGGAACCCGGGCGACGGAACGUGCGCCAACUGGGAGGCUUGCGUUCGCGACUAUCUGAAGACGUGCGUGUGA
Messenger RNA from Micromonas commoda, 2151 nucleotides. RefSeq names its product NADP dependent malic enzyme, chloroplast precursor. NCBI's taxonomy places the organism in Eukaryota, Viridiplantae, Chlorophyta, Mamiellophyceae, Mamiellales, Mamiellaceae. Gene Ontology annotation, biological process: malate metabolic process; pyruvate metabolic process. Gene Ontology annotation, molecular function: malate dehydrogenase (decarboxylating) (NADP+) activity; malate dehydrogenase (decarboxylating) (NAD+) activity; NAD binding. The transcript has a single exon. The record is from RefSeq and is a predicted model, not a curated record. The coding region runs from base 1 to 2151 and encodes 716 amino acids.